UAGACAGCUCAAUGCCAAACAAAACAAACCACAAUUUCUAUGCAAACUCAUCCCAUACUUGUCUUUUUAGGGCUGUAUAAAUACCAACAAAAACCACAAGAAUUUCACUCGUCGUCAAAUCAAACUUGAGCUCUCAAAACCAAGAACUCACACCAUUUUUUUUAAUCAAGAAUGGCACCCAAUAUGGCCAAUGUUUUCGGCAUUCUUGGUAACGUGGUGUCGUUCUUGGUUUACUUGGCUCCGGUACCAACGUUUCAUAGGAUUUGUAAGAAGAAAUCGACGGAAGGGUUUCAAGCAAUCCCUUAUGCAGUGGCAUUGUUUAGUGCAAUGCUCUAUUUAUACUAUGCUUUUCUCAAGAAAAAUGGAAUGAUGCUCAUCACUAUAAACACCUUCGGAGGCACUAUUGAGGUUGUAUAUCUAGCAAUAUACAUGAUCUAUGCAACCAAAGAAUCCAGAGUUUUCACCACAAAAUUGAUCCUCUUACUUAAUGUUAGCUCACUGGGACUAAUUACAUUAUGCACUUAUUAUUUCGCACACGGGCAUCUACGAGUGAACAUCGUCGGUUGGAUCUGCGCUGUCUUCUCAGUCGCGGUCUUUGUUGCGCCUCUUAGUAUCAUGAGACAAGUUGUACGGACCAAAAGUGUAGAGUAUAUGCCCUUCACACUCUCUUGCUUCCUCACUUUGUGCGCUGUCGUUUGGUUCUUCUAUGGUUUUCUCAUCAAAGAUUACUACAUAGCUACGCCCAAUAUUCUCGGGUUCGUGUUUGGGUUGGCGCAAAUGAUGUUAUACUUGGUGUACAAGAACGAUAGUAUGUGCCUGAACCAACAAAUUCAACCUACUGAGGGAGAUUCUUCUAAGGAUGGUGAUGACAAUCAUCAUCAAGUGAAAACUAACAAUCAGGAAGUCGAGGUUGUCGUCGUCAAUUAGAGUAUUCUAAUAAAAUAUUUAUUAGGUAAUGUUUGGUAAAGGGCAUGUAUGUGACUAUUAGUAAAUCGUUUAAGUUGUUAUAUUAUUAUUUCGUACGUGAAUAUCAGAAUAUGUUUGUUAGGGAUAGUGUAUGUGCUGAUUAAAUUUCAGAUUUAUAAAUGUAUUUGUUGGUUUUUAUA
Messenger RNA from Salvia splendens (bonfire salvia), 1106 nucleotides. Its product is annotated as bidirectional sugar transporter NEC1. The transcript has 6 exons. Gene Ontology annotation, biological process: carbohydrate transport. Gene Ontology annotation, molecular function: sugar transmembrane transporter activity. Lineage: Eukaryota; Viridiplantae; Streptophyta; Magnoliopsida; Lamiales; Lamiaceae. Bases 172 to 927 code for a protein of 251 amino acids. The record is from RefSeq and is a predicted model, not a curated record. Gene Ontology annotation, cellular component: membrane.